Molecule: messenger RNA, 1368 nt
Organism: Gossypium arboreum
Lineage: Eukaryota; Viridiplantae; Streptophyta; Magnoliopsida; Malvales; Malvaceae
Product: probable transcription factor At5g28040
Exons: 1
Coding region: 159-974 (271 amino acids)
Biological process (GO): regulation of DNA-templated transcription
Cellular component (GO): nucleus
Source: RefSeq, a predicted model, not a curated record
AGGUGAUAGUUUUCUAACCACUUGAAUGGUUAAUGGGUUUGUUGAUGGGAGCUGAGCCUCACCCUCGCUCUGCUGUUCACCUUCAACCCCAACACACCUUCCAUCCCAAGUCCUAAAAAACCUAACCCCCCGAAGAGAAAAGAAAAAAAAGACUAGCCAUGGAUUCCAGCCAACCCCACCCCUCUAAGCCCUCUGCCUCCAAACUCCCCAUCAAGCGUAAAGCCCCUCACCACCCCCAGUUCUUCACCCCAAAACUUGAAUACCAACCCAUCAUUCUUCCUCCCCCCAAACCCAAACCCCAACCCCAAACCCCCCCUUUCAAAUUCCAACGGAUCUGGUCAGAGCCCGACGAGAUCCGUUUCCUCCAAGCCCUUCUCCGAUCCCAUCCUCUCUCUUUCCCCAAAGACCUCCCACUUUUCUACUCCUCCUUUUCCCACUCCAUGUCUCAACCUUAUACCAAGUCCCAACUCUCCGAAAAGCUUAGGAGACUUAGGAAAAAAUUCGGGGUCGUUUCCUCUAGGCUGGCUCGAGGCUUGAACCCUUCUUCUCUCUCUCUUCAUGAUCGAGCUCUGUUUGAUCUUUCUAAAAGGCUUUGGAGCCCCGAGUUUGCUUCAUCAUCCCCUUUUGGUAAGAACAGUUCCGGGUUUAAUGGCGUUGCUGGGAAUGGUUUUGAUGAUUGUGACACAAUUGAUGAUGACGGGGAAGUGAAGAUUAACGGGGUUAGUUUGCAUUAUGAUUUUGCCGCGGGAAGGGAUGAGGUCACUAGUCGCGAGACAAUUGAUGGGGUGUUGGCGAAAGGCGUGUUGAAUGCGUUCGAUGAGUGUCUCAAGGAGGUUCGGAUGAUGUUCAUGAAGCCGGGUGUGGUGUGCAUGGAUACAACGGAGAGGAAGUGGAAGGAGCAAAGGGUUUCUGAGUUUGACGUGUUGGGUAGGCGGCUGAGGCUGGUUAUCGAGAAUUCUUUGACUAGGCGAUGAGUUUUUCUUCUAAAACUGGUCGAAUAAUUGAGAUGAUAAAAAUCCAGCCCUUUGUAGAUAAAUUUUCAGGUUGGUUCAUGUUUCGAUGUUCUUCCAUAUUGGAGUGUUUUUUUUUUUUUAAUAGAAGUCUGAUUUUUUCUUUUACAUGGUAUACUUGUGAGCUUCAAAUGUUCAUGGAAUCCCCUCGUCUUCAGUAGUUAUUGUUGAUAAAACUGGUGGUUAUUGCUCAUCAGUUGGGAUGAUAAACUUUUCUUGCUGUUGCUCAUUAUAGCAGAUAAAUUUUCAGGUUGGUUCAGGUUUCAAUGUUCUUUCAUAUUGGAGUGUUUGUUGAUAAAAAAUCUGAUAUAUUAAUAUUGUGAGCUUCUAAUGUUAAUGAAGUUUCUUUGAGUUCAAA